Vigna umbellata (rice bean) is the source of this 1662-nucleotide messenger RNA. The record is from RefSeq and is a predicted model, not a curated record. Lineage: Eukaryota; Viridiplantae; Streptophyta; Magnoliopsida; Fabales; Fabaceae.
UCAUGAUCAACAACAACACCGCCUUAAUGAAGCAUCCUUAAACACAGAUAACCAAACCAUUUGAACAUGGGAAACAACUCCCUUAGUAAAUGUGGCUGUGGUGGUUUAAUAUUCUGGCGUUCUACUCCCAAAGACAAUCCCGACAAUUUUGAAGAGGCUUCAAACACCUCAGACACAAAAAAACAACAGGGGAGUCGUGAAGGUGUAACUUCCAUUGAAACAUCUUCAUCCGAUAAACACGCAGAUUCUUCACCUGGUUCAAACGCCAAACCAGUCCCUGUUGUUAACCAAACCCUCCAAAGGAACCAUCCUAAAGUGUUACAAACCGAGGGCUACGUGAACAAUGGAAGAAGGGUCCCUAAAGAUGCAGUUGGCAUUUCUGGUGAACUUGAAAGCAUGUUUUCCGAUCGCCAAAAGGGAAGCAACACCCUUGUUCGUGCUUCUUCUAGCAACGUGAUGAUGCACAGUAAUUUAGGUAACCUCAGGAAAGGAGGGAAUACCAACACCUAUUCUCAGAACGUCGGGGAUUAUCGGUCCAAGAAAAGCGACGAAACCCCUGUUUCUAAUGGAAGAUACACAAACCAAAGGGUGGAGAAUGCAAGUAAAGGAAGCACGGAAAAAGUGGGUUCUCUAUGCAGGGUCGUUUCUACUAGAAUGGACCCCGAACAAUUGAAGAUAAUGGGCAAUGAGGAUUACAAGAAUGGAAGAUUUCAAGAAGCAUUGGCUCUUUAUGAUGCUGCAAUUUCAAUUGACCCCAAUAGAGCUUCCUACAGGAGCAACAAAAGUGCAGCUUUAACGGGUCUUGGGAGGCUUCUGGAGGCUGUGUUCGAGUGCAGAGAAGCCAUUCGAAUAGAGCCUCAUUAUCAAAGAGCUCAUCAGCGAUUGGGGAACCUGAGCAAGAGAUUAGGAGAAACAGACAAGGCUCUUUAUCAUUACAAACUAGCAGGAUCGGAGGCUGACCCGGAGGAGAUGGCUAAAAUAAAAAGAAUUCAGUUCCAUUUAAACAAAUGCACUGAGGCACGUAGGAUAGGAGAUUGGAACAACUUGAUUAAGGAGGCCAGCAACGCUAUUUCAUCUGGUGCAGAUUCUGCUCCACAGAUAUUUGCGUUGCAAGCCGAGGCAUUUUUGAAGCUCCGUAGGCAUCAACAUGCAGAGGAAGCACUUAUGAAGGGACCUAAUUUUGAUGUUGAUCAGUGCACCAGGUUCUUUGGACAAAUUUGUAAUGCAAACCUGUUGGUGAUUCGGGCUCGGGUUUAUUUGGCAGUUGGCAGAUUUGAAGAUGCUCUUGUUGCAAUUAAUCAAGCAUGUAAGCUAGAUUCAAACAACAAGGAUGCGAUGAAGGUGAUGAUGAAGGCUAAAGCUGUGGCAAGGGCUAGAUCAAAUGGAAACGAGCUUUUCAAGGCAUCAAACUUCUCAGAAGCUUGUGUUGCCUAUGAAGAGGGGUUAGAGAAUGAUCCAUAUAACUCAGUUUUGCUAUGCAACCGAGCUGCGUGUAGAUCAAAAUUAGGCCAAUUUGAGAAGGCCGUGGAAGAUUGCAAUGCUGCUCUUAACUUGCGACCAUCUUACAUGAGGGCCAGGCUAAGAAGGGCAGAUUGCAAUGCAAAGGUAAAAAGAUGCACUCGAGUUUCCUUUGUUUAUGAACGUAAUGCAGUGUGCUUUUAA